AUGGCGUCCCACAUCGUUGGCUAUCCUCGCAUGGGGCCCAAGAGAGAGCUGAAGUUCGCGCUGGAGUCUUUCUGGGAUAGGAAGAGCAGUGCUGAGGAGUUGCAGAAGGUGGCAGCUGACCUGAGGGCAUCGAUAUGGAAGCAGAUGGCUUCUGCCGGAAUCAAAUACAUUCCCAGCAAUACUUUCUCUUACUAUGAUCAGGUGUUAGAUACCACAGCUAUGCUGGGUGCUGUUCCUCCCAGAUAUGGCUGGAAUGGGGGUGAGAUUGAAUUUGACACCUACUUCUCCAUGGCGAGGGGUAAUGCCUCUGUCCCAGCUAUGGAAAUGACCAAGUGGUUCGACACCAACUACCACUAUAUUGUCCCUGAGCUAGGACCAGAUGUUAAGUUCUCUUAUGCAUCUCAUAAGGCAGUUGAUGAGUUCAAGGAGGCCAGAGCUCUUGGAGUUGAUACGGUUCCAGUCCUUGUUGGCCCUGUUUCCUACUUGUUGCUUUCCAAACCUGCCAAGGGUGUUGAGAAAUCCUUUUCUCUUCUCUCCCUCAUUGGAAAGAUUGUUCCAAUCUACAAGGAGGUUAUUGCUGAACUGAAGGCAGCAGGUGCCACCUGGAUACAGUUUGAUGAGCCAACUCUUGUGAAGGAUCUCGAUUCUCACCAAUUGCAAGCAUUUACUCAUGCCUACUCAGAGCUAGAGUCAUCCCUGUCUGGCCUGAGUAUUCUUAUCGAGACAUACUUUGCUGACGUGCCUGCAGAGGCGUACAAGACACUCACCUCUUUGAAAGGCAUUGCAGGCUUUGGAUUUGACCUAGUUCGUGGAACGAAGACCCUAGAUUUGGUUAAAGGUGGAUUUCCUUCUGGAAAAUAUCUUUUUGCUGGAGUAGUAGAUGGAAGAAACAUUUGGGCUAACGAUCUGGAUUCAUCUCUCAAAACCCUGCAGGCCCUUGAGGGCGUCGUUGGAAAAGAUAAGGUCGUUGUUUCAACAUCCUGUUCUCUUCUUCACACUGCCGUGGACCUAUUAAAUGAAACUAAAUUGGAUAAAGAGAUCAAGUCAUGGCUUGCAUUUGCAGCCCAAAAAGUUGUUGAAGUAAAUGCCUUGGCCCAGGCAUUAUUUGGACUGAAGGAUGAGACUGUUUUCUCUGCAAAUGCUGCCGCCCUAGCUUCGAGAAAGUUAUCCCCGAGGGUGACAAAUGAGGCUGUCCAAAAGGCUGCUGCUGCUCUAAAGGGCUCUGAUCACCACCGGGCCGCAAAUGUGAGUGCCAGGCUAGAUGCUCAGCAGAAGAAACUGAACCUUCCAAUUCUUCCCACCACCACCACUGGAUCAUUCCCUCAGACAAUGGAGCUUAGAAAAGUACGCAGGGAAUACAAGGCCAAAAAGAUUUCUGAGGAUGAUUAUGUCAAGGCUAUCAAGGAGGAGAUCAGCAAAGUUGUCAAGCUUCAGGAAGAGCUUGACAUUGAUGUUUUGGUACAUGGAGAGCCUGAGAGGAAUGAUAUGGUUGAGUACUUUGGUGAGCAAUUGUCUGGUUUUGCCUUCACUGUCAAUGGGUGGGUACAAUCUUACGGGUCACGAUGUGUUAAACCACCUAUUAUCUAUGGUGAUGUCAGCCGUCCCAAGGCUAUGACAGUCUUUUGGUCUUCAAUGGCUCAAAGCAUGACAAAACGUCCUAUGAAGGGAAUGCUUACUGGUCCUGUUACCAUUCUGAACUGGUCUUUCGUAAGAAAUGACCAACCAAGAUUUGAAACCUGCUAUCAAAUUGCUCUGGCAAUUAAGGAUGAGGUUGAGGAUCUUGAGAAAGCCGGUGUCACUGUUAUUCAAAUUGACGAGGCUGCUUUAAGAGAGGGUUUGCCUCUUAGGAAGUCUGAGCAGGCUUUCUAUCUUGACUGGGCUGUUCACUCAUUCAGGAUCACUAAUUGUGGUGUUAAAGAUACUACCCAGAUCCAUACUCACAUGUGCUAUUCAAAUUUCAAUGACAUCAUCCACUCGAUAAUCAACAUGGAUUCUGAUGUGAUCACCAUUGAGAACUCCAGAUCAGAUGAGAAGCUGCUCUCAGUUUUCCGUGAAGGAGUGAAAUAUGGUGCUGGCAUUGGUCCGGGUGUCUAUGACAUUCAUUCGCCCAGAAUUCCAUCCACAGAAGAAAUUGCUGAUAGAAUUAACAAGAUGCUUGCGGUCCUUGAGAGCAACAUUCUUUGGGUCAACCCCGAUUGUGGCCUCAAAACCCGCAAAUACUCUGAAGUUAAGCCUGCUUUGAGCAACAUGGUUGCUGCCGCCAAGCUCCUCCGCACCCAGCUAGCCAGUGCUAAGUGAGUUUACUAGGUGACACCUUUUGCGAUGCUCUCCCGUGCUGCUGCUGGAAUAAGAGGCUCUUCAUUGGAAAUGCUACAAAUAUUUUCCUCCAUAACUGAUGUUAAUGUGCAACGAAAUAAAAAAUCUUAGUGGCUUUUAUAUCUGGGAAGUCAUUUAUUUGACUGCACAGUUAAAAGUCAAAACCUCUGUUAGGGACCUUCCACAAAGUAACCAACUGUAAAAACAUUAGAAUAGCAAAUUGCUCCCACUUGUUGUUGAGCUUUAAAUUGUGGAAAAUUGGCAAACCAGCAUUCGGAUAGCUUUUGAAGUCUUAAACUGCUUCUGAACUCGGCGACUUUGGUUUUUGCACUUCUUUUAAUAGCUGCACUUCCAAAGAUGAAAAGAGCAGUUUUCUGGAUACAGAUUUUUCUUAAAGUGUUCUAUUGUUUAAUUUGUUGGAAAGUUACCCUUUUAAAUUAGUUGAACUGAAGUUGUGUUGAUUAAUUAACUGUCUGAAAUUGCUGCAUCGGCCAAUUCUCCUUCCAAACAGUAUGAAUUUCCUUUAAAACAUAGCAACAUAUAUUUCACCUGCUUUUUAAGUCCUAAGGAUGAUCCACUAAAAAUUUCCAAUUCACUGACAUAUUUUUAUUAUUUUAAUAUAGAGAUGCCCCGAUUAUAUAAUAGCUCAUCUUGUAUAUCUCUGUUUUCAUAUGAUAUUUGUGGAAGCAUUCUGAUAUUGUCGAACACGCGGGGGAUUAGAAAUAUGAAGAUGCUUCACUAUUAGAAAUAUGAAGAUGCUUCACUUCCUUGAUUUCUGCACAUUGUGAAUUGUGAUGCCAAAAAUACACAGAUCAUUAACAUGCCCGGCAAUCCAAAUGCUGUUGCGGAAUGCAUGGAUGCUUUGUUGCCUGCCCUCAAGCACGCCUUGAAGCAAAUCAAGGGAGACAAGAGAGAGAAGCAUCCUCAUCAUGUCCCUCGUGCUCAAGCAGUGCCCACGGACACCUGGGAACGUAGUUAUAAGUCGGCCUCUGGCAGUGAAACAGAAUGUGGUUGUUCGUGUUGCCACUGAUGAUAUUUGAGGUGAAGUUUCAUUCUUGUAAAUUAUUACAACUAUCUGUCUUGUGUCUACUGGGAGGCAAAGUGUUAGCUUACCUAGAGAAUUAUCAUGCUUAUGGCCUCUGUAGUGAGCAAGUUCCGUGAUACGUGGAUGGUCGGUGGACAGUUUCUUAGUAACAAGUCAUCUGAUGAACA
Molecule: messenger RNA, 3528 nt
Organism: Eucalyptus grandis
Lineage: Eukaryota; Viridiplantae; Streptophyta; Magnoliopsida; Myrtales; Myrtaceae
Product: 5-methyltetrahydropteroyltriglutamate--homocysteine methyltransferase
Exons: 12
Coding region: 1-2298 (765 amino acids)
Molecular function (GO): zinc ion binding; 5-methyltetrahydropteroyltriglutamate-homocysteine S-methyltransferase activity
Source: RefSeq, a predicted model, not a curated record